Molecule: messenger RNA, 760 nt
Organism: Aaosphaeria arxii CBS 175.79
Lineage: Eukaryota; Fungi; Ascomycota; Dothideomycetes; Pleosporales
Exons: 3
Coding region: 171-572 (133 amino acids)
Source: RefSeq, a predicted model, not a curated record
ACUUGACAUCACCUAAUUAUCCUUUAGAGUGAACCCCCCAACUCCAAUACAAGACAUCAACCAGAAUCUGCUUCUUAUCAUACUCAACUCCACAAUCAUACCGUUCAGAAGUGUCGAGAGCAAAAAGAAAAUCCUGAAGCACUGGAUGAGGACGAUAAUCUGAUUACACCAUGACGCAGCCACGCACCCACGCAAGCCUAACAAAGGACCAAGAGACAAACGAGGCGGCGUGGGAGGCAUCAAGAGGCGCGCUUAGUGGUGCUACAAAGUGGGGUGCGUUCUUUGCAGCAGCAGGAGGCGUCGCAUAUGCCUUUUCUCCUUUGUAUCGGGGAUUGACUUUUCAAUUCAAAGUGUACAUCCAAAUGUCUGGAAUGAUCCUGGGCUCGAUGAUCGAGGCAGACAAGCGCAUGAUACAGUACGAGCACCGUAUCCGACAUCAGAAGAGGCUAGCGCGCGACAUGGAGGUCUGGAGGAGGUACGAGGAGGAUUUCGAGAGGAGGGGCACGCCUGGUGUCGGCGGAGAAGGGAAUGUUAAGGGGAGGGUAGAGACUGGCGCCCAAGGGGAGGAUUGAGGGAAAUUUGGGCCUGUAGAGGUUAGGGACCCCUUUCUGGUGUGAGUGGAGGGUGUAGGGAUGGAAUUGUGGUGAUAGACUGGGAAGAUGGGGAUUCGUUAUCGAGGAGGACAUUUGUAUUAUAGUUUCUGCAUUUUGGAUUUUUUAUCUUUUUUAUAUCAGAAUGACAAUAUCUAUGGUCAAAAGUA